Oppiella nova is the source of this 909-nucleotide messenger RNA. The record is from the annotation of a GenBank genome assembly. NCBI's taxonomy places the organism in Eukaryota, Metazoa, Arthropoda, Arachnida, Sarcoptiformes, Oppiidae.
GGUGUAAUGAUGUGCAAACUAGUCGUGGCACUGGAGGCCACCUCGAUAUUCGUGUCGACCAUCAGCAUCACUGCCAUUGCGUUGGACAGGUAUCAAGUGAUACUCCAUUCUGGUGGUGAAAAUCGUAUGUUUGGCUCUCUAUUCAAACUGUUGUUUAUAUGGUUUUUCGCUAUAAUGCUGGCCCUCCCGCUCUUCCUAUUCCGCACCGUCGAGACCCACGAAUUGAAUCUUCCGUGGCUUAAAUCAGUCAACUUUUGUGUCGAGCGGUGGCCUAUAGCUCACGGGAGGGGCUAUUAUUCGGUGUUUUCGAUGUAUGUGUUGCCGAUUCUCAUCGUCAGUAUAGUCUACACCAGGCUUUGCCUCAAACUGAAGACACGGGCCAUACGUCGCACAUCGACCACACAAUUACCUAAACUCAAGAGUCGGUUGAAGAAAAGGACCCGAAAGACGAACUCAUUGUUGAUAUCCAUUGCAUUGAUAUUCUGUAUCUCAUGGCUGCCCCUCAAUCUCAUUAACAUUAUCGCAGACUUUUGCUUUCCAUUCAAGUCGGACAAGACUUUCAGAAUCGUGUUCGCCAUCUGCCAUAUGGCAGGUAUGUCGAGCGCGUGUUCCAAUCCACUGCUGUACGGAUGGCUAAACUACAACUUCCGUAACGAAUUCAAAGAGCUGUACACUGUUUUCCAGUCAUUUCUCACUAAAUGCUUCAACGGAAAGGCGGCCAUCAAUAACAACACUAUCAUGAAGUCCGGGGCCAACCGACGCCCGUCCCAUAUAUACUGCGGGCCGACACACCUGUUCGAGGAGCUCGACCACAACGACCUGCACGCCAACCGACUCACCCGAGAGACUAUGGUUGUGGCGACCAGUGCUAAUGACAUACCCCUUACCGUCUCGUGUGAAUACAAAUGA